Molecule: messenger RNA, 1557 nt
Organism: Oryzias melastigma (Indian medaka)
Lineage: Eukaryota; Metazoa; Chordata; Actinopteri; Beloniformes; Adrianichthyidae
Exons: 11
Coding region: 226-1404 (392 amino acids)
Molecular function (GO): zinc ion binding
Source: RefSeq, a predicted model, not a curated record
ACAUCAUGUGGAGCGGGCGACCGGUCCAAGAUGGCGGCCCCGUGGCGGUUUUCGGUGAUUUUCUGUGGAGCUACCGGAAAUGCUCGUUCUACACUUCCGGUUGGGAAUCCCUCUCUGGUGGUGGCUCGGCUAAUAGCAUUAAACAAACGUUCAGGUCCACAAGACCCGGAUCCAGAGGUGGGAAAUUCUUUUGGGUUCAGGAAUUAAUCGGUUCUGAAGCGAGCCAUGGCUGACAGGUUCGCAGCCAGCCCCUGUUCAUCAGAACCAGAUAGCCCAGGGUCUCUGAACCGAGCCCUUCUUCUGGAACCUUCAGAUGCCCUGUGUCAUGAUCUGUCCGUGAUCGUCCCAGAAACACCCAGCCCACAGCUCAGUAGACGGCGCAAGUGUCUCCGGAGAGUGGAGGAGCAUUUGAGCCCUGUGGGGAUCAGAGGCUCUACUGGAGCAGCACCUCAAGAUUUUUCACAUAAAACAAAACGUCGACGACUGACUGAACACACCGGGGGCUUUGUUCCUGCCUCUUCUCUGAGGGCUUUUCCCCUGGGCAGCUGGCUGGAGACCCCCUCCUGCUCAGCAUCCUCCUCCUCUUCAGGGUCAUCUGCAUCCUGGCUCACACCUGUUUCAGUUGUCAGUUCAAAACGGGUUCAGACGGUUGCCUCUUCAUCACCGUCAGCCUCAGCAGCUUGUAGCUCCAGCUCACUGUCCUUUCUUACGGAAGAGGAGAGAAGAUGGCUCAGCGGAGAGCAGGGAAACACCUCACCAGCAGAGGUGGAGCCGAUCAUCAUAACCGACGAGGAUGAUGCCACUGUACGCACCUUACAGAUGGAGGAAGACGAGGCGCUUGCUCGAAACCUGCAGGCUCAGUUUGAUAAAGAGGAGCAGCUCAGCAGACACCAGCAUCAUCAUUAUCACCAGCAUCAGCACCGAUUGCAGCAAAGCCCACAUAGGCACUUCUCCUACAUGGAGCCUCACUGGAUGUCUCAGGUGUUGGCUGCUGUCUCCCCUCUGGUGGGCCUUGAAGAUGAUCUCAUUGGUCAGCACAGGCAGCGAGGACAGAGCAGGAGGAGAAACAUUCUUCCAGACCUUUCAAACGACGUUCAAGGAAACAACUAUGAGGCUCUUCUCGAGUUUGAGGAGCGCCAGGGGGCUGUGGUCUCCAAAAAACUGAGUCGCAGAGAAAUCCAGAGGUUUCCCACCAAAAAAUUCCAGUCGACCAAAACUACUGGGAACACGCAGUGUCAGAUCUGUUUCUGUGACUACGACGAAGGGGAGAAGCUCAGAAUGCUGCCAUGUUUCCAUGACUACCAUGUCCAAUGUAUUGAUCGAUGGUUGAAGGAUAACACCACCUGUCCAAUCUGUCGGGCCAACCUGGCUGAUGGGUCUUCUUUGGCCCCUCCAGGACUCUAACAAGAAUCUGACAUGGAAUUACUUAAGGAUCUGUGUUUUUAUUUGAUUUUAUAUUUUCAUUUUUCGGGCGAUUGCCUGACUCUUCAGGAACAACUUGCCGCUGAACUCAGGCGUUCUAAAUCAAAUAAAAAUGCUUUUUUUGUUGUUUUUAAA